Letharia lupina is the source of this 1599-nucleotide messenger RNA. RefSeq lists its product as uncharacterized. Gene Ontology annotation, biological process: vacuolar transport. The record is from RefSeq and is a predicted model, not a curated record. The transcript is spliced from 4 exons. NCBI's taxonomy places the organism in Eukaryota, Fungi, Ascomycota, Lecanoromycetes, Lecanorales, Parmeliaceae. Bases 1 to 1599 code for a protein of 532 amino acids.
AUGCGCCCCAAGCUCCCCGCCGCCCUCCUCCCACUCCUCCUCAGCUCUACAACCCUCGCAGCAGACCUGAAAGAGACGAAACCAUGUACCGUCUACAACCCCUCCAAUGGGAAUACCUACGAUCUCAACACUAUCACAGUCCAACCUUUGAUAGAUCACAAGAAAGCGCACAAAGAUGACCGGAUAGAAAGCUGGCAUGCCCGAGGUUACGACUAUGAUACCAACUUCACCAUGAAUUUCUGCGCGCCGGUCAUUGAGGCUAUGGAGGAUGUUGUAGGGGUAGAAGAGCCACUUUGGAAGAACGUUAGUGCGUUCUACACAGUUGGGAAGAAGACAUAUUCGAUGGGGCAAGCAUCGACAGAGCCGUUUUUCCGUGGCCGCAAACUCGUCCUGAAUUACACUGACGGCUCACCCUGCGAGUCAAACUCUGACCGCCUUCUCCCACGCAAGCUGAACGUCCCAGACGACGACGACGAUGAUGAUGAAGAUGAUUGGGACGAUGACCGCAAAGGUCACAAGGGCUCCAAAACCAAAGAACCAGUCCGACGGAAGUCAACGCUGAUCUCGUUCACCUGCGAUCGAGAUUCGCUUGCGCCAAAAGUGCAUCUCUCGUUCAUAGGCUCCGACCCAGACGAGUGCACAUUCUUCUUUGAAGCGCGCUCAAUGGCUGCUUGUGGAGGUGUCAGUGAAGCGCAACAAACGCUGGGCCCGGGUGGUGUAUUCGGGGUUAUUGCAUUAAUUGCGGCGGCCGUUUAUCUCCUAGGUGGUAUCGCUUACCAGCGCACGGUCAUGCAUCAGAGGGGUUGGCGGCAGUUGCCCAAUUACACUCUAUGGGCUGGAAUGUUUGGUUUCAUUUCCGACAUUUUCGUCAUCCUAACCUCCUCCUGCGCACGCUUCAUCCCCCGCCGCCGAGGCUACAACCAGCUGCCCACAAGCAGUCGUGGUCGAGACGCCGAAGCGAAUGGCUUGAUGGAUCAAACCUCAAGGACCAUGUGCAUCGUUUACUACGCCCAGCAACCCGUCUGUGACUGCGUCUACGUCUCCGGCACCGUCGUGCUCUGCUCCCUCUUCACCGGUCUUGCCGACAACAGGAAUAGGACCGCUUUCAGCCCCAAGCUCCUCACGGGGCACUGCCGAGACUUGGAUCUGUUCUUCAACGGUGUCGACUACAUGAGCGUCGAUAUGAAGCAUUAUGACAUAGUGCCGAAUGGGCUCGAUUGCCCCGAACUCGAAACUUGCGAGGCGACGGGGCAGACUGGGCGAUGCCCGCUCUGCGAUAGCCGAGGGGUGUUGAAGUUUCUCAAGGCGAAGGGGAUUGAGUACACAUCUGUCCGUGUCAAAGCCGCGCGCGAUCUGCGGGACAGAGCAGCAGAGGGGGUGGCCGAGGGUGCGGGGAAGAAGGCAGCGGGCAAGUCUGUGGAAAGGUCUGUAGGCGAAUCGGCGGACAGACCGGUAGGUAGGUCGAGGGAAAAGGGAGGAGUCGUGGACAAGGCAAAUCGCGCACGGAAGAUGGUGGAAAGGGGAAGAAAAGCGCGAGAGGGCAAGAGAGCAAGAACUGGUUUGGCUGAGUCAACGUUAGCAUCAAUGGGGUGGGAUUGA